This is a messenger RNA of Parnassius apollo (apollo), 297 nucleotides long. Lineage: Eukaryota; Metazoa; Arthropoda; Insecta; Lepidoptera; Papilionidae. The record is from the annotation of a GenBank genome assembly.
AUGGCCUGCAACAGCACAGAUCUGACGUCUCUCCGUUUAGGCGACGACACCGUCAAGCGCACGGACAACUUCAGGUACAUAGGAUCUGUGCUUGAUGCGUCAUCUGUGCUUGAUGCAUCCGGGAACAUCGAUCGCGACAUCAAGGCCCGUAUAUCAGCGGCCUGGGCGAAAUGGCGCGAGGUGACGGGUGUCAUUUGUGACCCCAAAAUGCCGGUCAAGCUGAAGGGACAGAUCUAUAAGACCAUCAUAAGGUCUGUCCUUACGUACGGCAGUGAGGCGUGGCCGGUGCUGGAGUGA